AUGGCCGAAAACGACCUCGACUCGUCCUUCAUCCCAGCCUUACACAAGCCCUCGUCAUUGCUCCCGAUAGCAAAACACCGCGAGAGCUUACUCUAUGUCAUUGAGACGUAUCCAGUCACCAUAGUCAUCGGCCAGACGGGAUCCGGCAAAAGCACGCAAAUCCCCCAGUUCCUCGAAAAGGCCGGAUGGUGCUCAGACGGGAAGAUCAUCGGGGUCACCCAGCCGCGUCGUGUGGCUGCCACCACGGUUGCCCUACGCGUUGCUGACGAGGUCGGCUGUGAGAUUGGUAAAGAAGUCGGAUACUCCAUCCGCUUCGAAGAUGUCACCUCGUCGGCGACCAAGAUCAAGUUCUUGACCGACGCACUUCUCAUCCGGGAAGCGUUGGCGGAUCCUCUGCUGAGCCGGUACUCUGUCAUCAUGGUUGACGAGGCUCACGAGCGGUCUAUCAGCACCGACAUCUUGCUGGGCCUGUUGAAGAAGAUUCGCAAGAAGCGGCCCGAGCUCCGCAUCAUCGUCAGCAGCGCGACCAUCCAGGCCGAGGAGUUUUUCGAUUUCUUCACGAGGGGCUCUGGGCAAGAGUCGCAAAAGGAGCAAGACGGCCGGCGGUCAAGUGACAUCGCAACCAUUGUUAGUCUCGAGGGACGGACAUAUCCAAUCGAUGUUCUAUAUCUUGAGUCUCCAACGGAAGACUACGUCGAGAAAGCCGUCAGCACCGUCUUUGACAUCCACACCCAGGAAGGAGAGGGGGACAUACUAGUCUUCUUAACGGGCCGUGAAGAGAUUGACAAUGCGAUCCAAGCAGUGGCCGACAGAGCCCUUGAGCUAGAUAGCCGGCACGGCCCUCUGCAGCCGCUCCCGCUCUAUGCAGGGCUUUCGACAGAGCAGCAAAUGUACGUGUUCGACAAGCCACCAGAGGGAACGAGAAAGGUCGUCUUCUCGACAAACAUUGCCGAGGCUUCGGUCACAAUCGACGGCAUCGUGCAUGUCAUAGAUUGCGGCUUCGUCAAGCUGCGUGCUUACAACCCCAAGACGGGCAUCGAGACGCUCACCACCACGCCCAUAUCCAAAGCAUCCGCCUCUCAACGAGCCGGCCGAGCAGGCCGCACAAAAGCCGGAAAAUGCUACCGCCUCUACACGGAAGAUGCCUACCAGACGCUGCCAGAGACCAACCCCCCAGAAAUACAGAGGUCGAACCUCGCUUCAACCGUCCUGCAGCUGAAAGCUCUUGGCAUCGAUAAUGUCGUUCGAUUCGACUUCCUUUCUGCGCCCCCGGCAGAGCUCAUGUCCAAGGCGCUCGAACUGCUCUACUCGCUCGGCGCCCUAGACGACUACGCAAAGCUAACACACCCGCUUGGAUCUCGCAUGGCAGAACUCGCCGUUGAGCCCAUGAUGGCUAAGACGCUCCUUUCGGCGCCCCAAUUCAACUGCUUGAGCGAAAUGCUCACCAUUGCCGCCAUGACGAGCCUCGGCGGGAAUGUGUGGUUCUAUCACGACGGUGAACGCAACAGGAUGGAGUCUUCUAGGCGCAAGUUUGCCGCGGAGGAAGGAGACCAUUUGACGCUGCUUAACGUUUACCAGACGUUCAUCACGAAGGGGAAGAAGGAGGCGAGGUUUUGCCACGAGCAUCAUCUCAAUUACAAGUCCAUGACUCGGGCGAUUAGCAUCCGAGCUCAGCUCAAACGCUACCUUGAGCGAUUCAAUAUCAAGGUUGAUGAGACGCUUUCUUCUAAUCACCCUUCAUCAACAGUUGAUAAUAGCAAGAAAGCAGAGAACAUCAGACGUUGCCUCACGUCUGGCUACUUCGCCCACGCAGCGCGUAUGCAGCCGGAUGGAACUUACCGCAACGUCGAAGGCGGCACGGUUCUGCACGCGCAUCCCAACUCGCUCAUGUUCAACCGCAAGGCUGAUUGGGUCAUAUUCCAUGAGGUCAUGGAGACGGGCGAGAAGACGUAUAUCCGCGACAUCACCAAGAUUGAGAAGAACUGGCUGGUUGAAUAUGCGCCCGAGUUUUAUAAACUCUCUAACACAACUGCUCGACCUUGA
Molecule: messenger RNA, 2043 nt
Organism: Trichoderma reesei QM6a
Lineage: Eukaryota; Fungi; Ascomycota; Sordariomycetes; Hypocreales; Hypocreaceae
Product: helicase
Exons: 2
Coding region: 1-2043 (680 amino acids)
Cellular component (GO): intracellular anatomical structure; catalytic step 2 spliceosome
Molecular function (GO): RNA binding
Source: RefSeq, a predicted model, not a curated record